AUUCUACUUAAAUCUGUUUUUGGCAAAUUGCUGCUCCUUUUGGUAUGAAGUAUCUCUCUGAUAAAUAAUUCUCUCUUUAUGCCCUCCAACUAUAUGUGAUAGGGAAUAUUUCCCUACAUUGUGUAGAAACAAAGUUUCACUCUUUUCUCUCCUUUUUGAGAUUCCUGGUUUUUCUUCUCCAUCUUUAAACCACUCGCUCUUUACCUAUUUUUCUCUUUGAGUCAGCACAAAAAGCUAUGGAUGAUCUGAUAAUCUCUCCUUCUUCAUCUUCUUCUCUAGUCUCUUUAACUCCUGAAACUCCACCUCCAACUCUCCAGCAAAGGCUUCAGUUUUUAGUCCAGAGCCAACCAGAUUGGUGGGCUUAUGCCAUUUUCUGGCAAAAAUCAAACGAUGAUGAUGGCCACCUUAUGUUGUCUUGGGGAGAUGGGCAUUUUCAACCCACCAAACAUACAUCCCUUAAACCGAACAACGUUAGCAACCACACUAUGUCUUCUUCUUUAAAUUUGGAGAGAAGAAGGGUCAUCAAGGGAAUCCAACAAGCAUUCAUCGGGGAUCAAAGCCAUGACAUCCAUAUGUCCAUGAUGGACGGCAGUGAUGUCACGGAUGCUGAAUGGUUCUACAUGAUGUCACUCACUCGAUCCUUCAAUGCUGGAGAUGGUAUUCUUGGAAAGGCUCUCACUACAGGUUCUUUGGUGUGGUUAUCUGGGGGCCACGAAUUGCAAUUUUACAACUGUGAAAGAGCUAAAGAAGCACAUAUGCAUGGCAUUGAGACUUUGGUAUCCAUACCAACUUCAUGUGGGGUUCUUGAAUUGGGCUCCUCUGAUUUCAUCAGAGAGAGCUGGGGUCUUGUGCAGCAGGUGAAGUCUCUUUUCGGAUCAGAUCUCACAGCAGCCGGGCCAAUUCAUUUCCUCGACAGAAACAUCUCUUUUGCUGAUAUUGGAAUAAUUUCCGGAAUACAAGAGGAAGAUAUGGCCACAGAGGAGAAGGUGGAUUCAGAACAUUCGGAUUCUGAUUAUCGAUUACUUCCAGCCACCAAUAUUACAGAGAAAAAAACACCCAAGAAAAGAGGAAGAAAACCGGGUCUUGGAAGAGAAACACCCUUGAACCAUGUUGAAGCAGAGAGACAGCGGCGCGAGAAGUUGAACCACCGAUUCUACGCACUGAGAGCUGUGGUUCCGAAUGUGUCAAGAAUGGACAAAGCUUCGUUACUCUCUGAUGCAGUGUCUUAUAUAAAAGAACUCAAGGGCAAGAUAGAUGAACUUGAGUCACACCUACAAAGAGAGUCGAAGAAAGUGAAGGUGGAAACUUCCGAUAACAUGGAUAAUCAGAGCACAACCACAUCUGUGGAUCAAACUAGGUCUAGCUCUGGUGAUGGGUUCAAUCUAGAAGUUGAAGUUAAAAUUCUGGGCAACGAUGCUAUGAUUAGGGUCCAAUCUGAGAAUGUUAAUCAUCCAUCAGCUAAGUUAAUGGGAGCUCUACGUGAUCUGGAGUUUCAACUUCACCAUGCCAGUAUGUCAUGUGUCAAUGACCUCUUGCUUCAAGAUGUAGUCGUUAAGGUCCCCGCAGAAUUCAAAACUGAAGGAGCCAUCAGAUCAGCCAUUGUUAGUAGACUAGAACAGUAGUAAGCUUAUUAUUAUAAUUCGUACCUAUAAUCAAAAGGUUUAUGUUCUUUAAUCUCUAUGUUGAAAUGAUGGUUAAUCUUGAAGUCAGUUUGCUCUGUUUACAUGCGUUGUAAAUUAUGGGGAAGAGAUGAAGUUAAACAUUUCUGUGUA
Mangifera indica (mango) is the source of this 1772-nucleotide messenger RNA. Its product is annotated as transcription factor MYC2-like. The record is from RefSeq and is a predicted model, not a curated record. Bases 237 to 1622 code for a protein of 461 amino acids. Gene Ontology annotation, molecular function: DNA-binding transcription factor activity; protein dimerization activity; transcription cis-regulatory region binding. Lineage: Eukaryota; Viridiplantae; Streptophyta; Magnoliopsida; Sapindales; Anacardiaceae. Gene Ontology annotation, cellular component: nucleus. The transcript has a single exon. Gene Ontology annotation, biological process: regulation of DNA-templated transcription.